Molecule: messenger RNA, 2533 nt
Organism: Molossus molossus (Pallas's mastiff bat)
Lineage: Eukaryota; Metazoa; Chordata; Mammalia; Chiroptera; Molossidae
Gene: AFAP1L2
Product: actin filament associated protein 1 like 2
Exons: 19
Coding region: 190-2466 (758 amino acids)
Biological process (GO): positive regulation of interleukin-8 production; regulation of interleukin-6 production; inflammatory response
Cellular component (GO): cytosol
Molecular function (GO): SH2 domain binding; SH3 domain binding
Source: RefSeq, a predicted model, not a curated record
CUGGUGGUACAGAGAAGGAUCCUGCAGGUUUCUGCUUCCCUAGAGCAGCUGCUGACGGAGCUGGAAGACUUCCUCAAGGUCCUCGACCAGGAGAACCUGAGCAGCUCAGCCGUGGAGAAGAAGAGUGGUCUGGCCGAGCUCCUCCGUCUGUACAUCAAAAGCAGCAGCUCCGACGAGGAAUACAUUUACAUGAACAAAGUGACAGUCGACAAGCAGCAGAAUGCUGAGUCCCAAGACAAAGCGCCCGAGGAGCAGAACCCACUGGCCAACGGGGAGCUGCGCCAGCUGUCCACGGCCCCGCAGAAGAGUCUCCCGGACCUCCCGCCCCCCAAGAUCAUUCCAGAACGGAAACGGCUGUCCGUCCCGAAGGUCGAGUCUCCAGAGGGCUACUAUGAAGAGGCUGAGCCCUAUGACACGUCCCUCAACGAGGAUGGAGAGGCCGUGAGCAGCUCCUACGAGUCCUACGACGAGGAUGAGAACAGCAAGGGCAAGGUGGCCCCCUACCAGUGGCCCUCCCCCGAGGCCAGCAUCGAGCUGAUGCGCGACACCCGCAUCUGCGCCUUCCUGUGGCGCAAGAAGUGGCUGGGGCAGUGGGCCAAGCAGCUCUGCGUGAUCAAGGACACCAGGCUCCUGUGUUACAAAUCCUCCAAGGACCACAGCCCUCAGCUGGACGUGAACUUGCUGGGCAGCAGCGUGGUCCACAAGGAGAAGCAGGUGCGGAAGAAGGAGCACAAGCUGAAGAUCACGCCGAUGAACGCCGACGUCAUCGUCCUGGGCUUGCAGAGCAAGGACCAGGCUGAGCAGUGGCUCAGGGUCAUCCAGGAGGUGAGCGGCCUGCCUUCAGAAGGGGCGUCCGAGGGAAACCAGUGCACCCCGGAUGCCCAGCGUCUGAACUGUCAGAAGGCAGAUCUCUCUGAGAAGCACCAGUCAGCCUCGGAGUACGGGAGCUCUGCAGAUGGCCACCCUGAGGUCCCAGAGACCAAAGACGUCAAGAAGAAGUGUUCUGCUGGCCUCAAGCUGAGCAACCUAAUGAACCUGGGCAGGAAGAAGUCCACCUCCAUGGAGCCUCCGGACAGGUCCCUCGAGACAUCCAGUUACCUGAGCGUGCUGGUGAACAGCCAGUGGAAGUCACGCUGGUGCUCCGUCAGGGACAGUCACCUGCACUUCUACCAGGACCGGAACCGAACCAAGGUGGCCCAGCAGCCCCUGAGCCUGGUGGGCUGUGAGGUGGUCCCGGACCCGAGCCCGGACCACCUGUACUCCUUCCGCAUCCUCCACAACGGCGAGGAGCUGGCCAAGCUGGAGGCCAAGUCUUCCGAGGAAAUGGGCCACUGGCUGGGCCUGCUGCUCUCCGAGUCGGGCUCCAAGACAGACCCGGAGGAGUUCACCUACGACUAUGUGGACGCAGAGAGGGUUUCCUGUAUCGUGAGUGCGGCCAAAAACUCCCUGCUCUUGAUGCAGAGGAAGUUCUCAGAGCCCAACACUUACAUCGACGGCCUGCCCGGCCCAGGUCGCCAGGAGCUGCUGUAUGAUGACGUGGAGAUGUCAGAGCUGACGGCCGCGAAGGACCCUGCGGAAGCUGCCCCUGCCACCGAUGCUCCAAGGGAGCCCGACCCUGACCGCAUGUACCUGGACCUCACGCCUGUCAAGUCCUUCCUGCACAGCUUCAGCGGCGCCCAGGCCCAGGUGUGCUCCCCGACGCCGCCCUGCCUGGAGCCUCCCGCUGAGGCCCUCCCCGCGGACCUGGGCCCCGCCCCAGCGGAGCCCCUUGCUAAGUCUGCAGAGACCCCCGAGUUGCAGGUGCAGCAGGAGAGCCUGGAGGCUGAGGAGUCUUCCCCGAGAGCAGUCAAAAUCCAGACCGAACAACAAAAAAUCUCCUUCCCCCCGAGCUGCCCCGACACCGUGGCCGUCACCCCAGCUGAGGCCAGCACACCUGUGAAGGACAGGCUGCGGGUGACCUCUGCAGAGAUCAAACUUGGCAAGAACAGGACAGAAGCCGAGGUGAAGCGGUACACGGAGGAGAAGGAGAGGCUGGAGAAGGAGAAGGAAGAGAUCCGGGGACACCUGGCCCAGCUCCGGAAGGAGAAGCGGGAGCUGAGAGAGGCCCUGUUGAAAUGUGCAGACCAGGGAGUCCUGGCCGGCCUGGAGCAGCAGCUGAAGGAGAUCGACGAGGAGUGCAGGGCGGAGGAGAGCAGGCGCGUGGACCUCGAGCUCAGCAUCAUGGAGGUGAAGGACAACCUGAAGAAGGCCGAGGCCGGGCCCGUGACGCUGGGCACCACCGUGGACACCACCCACCUGGAGACCAUGAGCCCCCGGCUCAGAGCUGCCACCUCCACCCCUGCCGCAGACUGCACCCCAGUCAACUCUGCCACGGCGCUCAAGAACAGACCUCUUUCCGUCAUGGUCACCGGCAAAGGCACCGUCCUCCAGAAGGCCAAGGAGUGGGAGAAGAAAGGAACAAGUUAGGGAACGAGCCGCACCGCAAGCCUAUGCUGUCGACGUGGACCUUGGUGACAAUCCUGCUUCGCCCAAG